This is a messenger RNA of Phodopus roborovskii (desert hamster), 1569 nucleotides long. RefSeq names its product zinc finger protein 501-like. The transcript has 3 exons. Gene Ontology annotation, molecular function: DNA-binding transcription repressor activity, RNA polymerase II-specific. Lineage: Eukaryota; Metazoa; Chordata; Mammalia; Rodentia; Cricetidae. Gene Ontology annotation, biological process: negative regulation of transcription by RNA polymerase II. The record is from RefSeq and is a predicted model, not a curated record.
CAGAGAAGAGCAACAAGAACAAUGAAUGCUUCUGUAGUAAAUGCUCCCCAGGGUGUGUUGUCACUCAGGGAUGUGGUUGUGGACCUCUCACAAGAAGAAUGGGAAUGUCUAGACUAUACUCAGAGAGCUUUGUACAUGGAUGUGAUGUUGGAGAAUUACAACAAUCUACUUUUUGUGGAGAACCAUCACAUAUGUCUUAAGGGUGAGAAGGUCUUGCAUGAGGAGACAGAGCAUUUUAUCCAUGAUCAUGCAAGUAUCCAAGAGGAAACUUACAAAUGUAGUGAGCUUGUCAAAGUGGUUCUUGAAUCCUGCCUUCAUACACCUGAUGACACAAGUGAUCCUGUAGAAAAUUACAGUAAGUACAGAUUUGGAAACCACAGAGAUGCUUCUGUCUUAACCUUAAAUCUCAACAGACACAAAAAUGGGAAUGCUGGAGAAGAACCUCGCAAAUGUGAAGACUAUGUGACUUGUUUAAAUUUGUUUUCUGUCAUUAGCCAAAAUGAACGAUAUCACACAGGCGUGGAAGAACACAAAAAUGAUCACACAGGCGUGGAAGAACACAAAAAUGCAGAGUCUGAUAAAUCUUUUGUCUGUGAAAGAGAAAUGACACUGAAAGAAACUUAUAGUGGGAGGAAACCACACCAAUGCAGGAAAUGUGGAACAUGCUUCAAGACUCACUCCAGCCUCAUUAGGCAUCAGAGAACCCAUAUUAGACAGAAACCUUAUAAAUGUACAAAAUGUAGUAAAUCAUUUCUGCAUUCUUUACAACUCAAGGUACAUUACAAAAUCCAUGCUAGAGAAACAGUCUACUCAUGUACAGAAUGUGGUAAAUGUUUUGCUCAUAAAUCAAACUUUAGAAGACAUUACAGAAUACACACUGGACAGAAACGUUACAAAUGUAAUGAAUGUAACAAAUCCUUUUUUCGUUCCUCAUCUCUAAGAAUCCAUCAGAGAAGACAUACAGGAGAAAAACCUCAUAAAUGUAAUGAAUGUGACAAACGCUUUAUCACAAGCUCUCUUCUCAAAAGACAUCAGAUAAUACAUACAGGAGAGAAACCUUACAAAUGUAGUGAAUGUGAUAAAUCCUUUAACAUAAAAUGCAAUCUUAGAAAACAUUACAGAGUCCACACAGGAGAGAAACCUUACAAGUGUAUUGAAUGUGACAAAUCUUUUGCCCAUAAAUGCAAUCUCAGAAUUCAUCAGACAAAUCAUACAGGAGAGAAACCUUACAAAUGUACUGAAUGUGACAAAUCUUUUGCCCAGAAAUGCCAUCUUAUAAAGCAUCAGAGAGUACAUACAGGAGAGAAACCUUACAAAUGUACUGAAUGUGACAGAUCUUUUGCCCAGAAAUGCCAUCUUAGAAAUCAUCAGAGUACACAUACAGGUGAGAAACCUUACAGAUGUAGUGAAUGUGAUAAAUCCUUUACCCAGAAAGGGUCUCUUACAAAACAUCAGCUUAUUCACACAAGAAGAAAGACUUACUAAUGUAGAGAAUGUGGCAAACUUUUCGGUUGUCUUAGAAGACAUAUGAAAAGUCAUAUAGGUGAUAAACCUUACAUAAUGUGGUGA